AUGACUGCGAGUUCGAAGAACGAAACAAAUGGAGCCAAUGGCAAGGCGAAUAACUUGAAAACGAACCGUGCCAAGCUCAUUGUGGAUGCUGCGUUCGAGGGAGGAUACGCAAUCCCGGCCGUCUGUUGCUACAACCUCGAGGCUGUAGUGGCUACAGUUCGAGCAGCCGAAGCCAAGCGCUCGCCAGCACUCAUACAGCUCUUUCCAUGGUCAAUUGAAUACGCAGAUGGACUACUUUUGCACGCAGCGGCUGAGGCCGCGGAUAAGGCGACUGUGCCAAUCGGAGUGCACAUGGACCACGCGCAAGACCCUGAUAUCAUCCGGCGAGCAGCAGACUUGGGCGGAUUUGACGGCAUUAUGGUAGACAUGAGCCACUACGAGCGUGAAGAGAACAUGCGCCUGAGCAAAGAGCUAGUUGAAUACUGCAAUGCUCGCGGUAUUAUUACCGAGUGCGAGCCGGGUCGCAUCAAUGGCACCGAAGAUGGCAUCCAGGACACAGAGGACUUGGAGGAGAUUUUGACAACGCCAGAGCAAGCCGAAGAGUUUGUUGCUCUUGGGAUUGAUUGGCUCGCGCCAGCUUUUGGAAACGUCCAUGGCGCAUAUGGACCCAAAGGACCUCAACUCGACUUCCCACGACUGGAGCGCAUUGCCGCUCGUGUAGGCUCACGAGUGCGGUUGGUUCUACACGGUGCACACGAGAAAUACUUUCAGGCCGAACUGCUCGCCAAAUGCAUCUCCUACGGCAUGGCUAAGGUGAACAUUAACGGGCCAGUGGCUGCGGCUUAUAUGGAAGUCGGUGCUAGGUUGACAGGCAAGGAGGGGCUGACAACGGUUAUGGAGGAGCAGACAAAAGCCAUGCAACAAGUGAUCGAAGACCAUAUGGACUGGCUCAAGUCAGCCGGCAAGGCGUGA
Messenger RNA from Trichoderma breve, 912 nucleotides. RefSeq names its product fructose-bisphosphate aldolase class-II domain-containing protein. The coding region runs from base 1 to 912 and encodes 303 amino acids. Gene Ontology annotation, molecular function: zinc ion binding; aldehyde-lyase activity. The record is from RefSeq and is a predicted model, not a curated record. Lineage: Eukaryota; Fungi; Ascomycota; Sordariomycetes; Hypocreales; Hypocreaceae. The transcript has a single exon. Gene Ontology annotation, biological process: carbohydrate metabolic process.